AAAUUGAAGCUGUGUAGGACAAAAAAAACAUCGAACGACGCAUUUAGCUGUUCUACGAGUGGUCUGAGGCAGGCGUUGGAUUACGAGCAUUUAAGUACCACGUUAUAAUAAAGAUGGUUUUGGUUAACAGCUCGGAGAUUUAACGAUACUCCUACUAAGGUUCUAACGAUGAUCUUAGCCGUAAGAUGCUUUUUGGAAACCAGGCCCUGGUCUUUAAACUAUACUCCGUUAUUGCACCUGCUGCGACUAUGAUGGGCGUCAAAUUCGAACCGCUUCAUGCCAGGGGCGAGAGGGUUAAAACUGGGAGGGAUCACUCUCCGGAGCCUGACGUAUCCAGCACAGUCAUUGCAGAACUGGGUUGCAACGUUAAUAAAAGCUGCAUUAUACUGCUGGAUCAUCGGCGUUGCAUGCAUUUAAAUACAGGCAUCAUCUCAGGCCCAUUGAAAGCGACUGGAAUGCUUUUUCACACCUCUACAACGCUAACAGGAAAUUCUGACUUAUUUUCUUGGUUUCUAUAUCUGUACAGAGGGCGUUGCAGGAAAGACAGAAAGUGACAUGCCCUUCAUUCGUAGCCGGACGCGGUUAAUUCAGAAUGGUGCAUUUUAAUUUGUGUAUCUAGAAUACGCGGAUUUUCGUAUAACUGUUGUGAUAACGGCGGAUACGACAAUAUCUAUUACAAAUCGAUCAAAACGGAUGCUAAAAUGCGAGGUGCCAGGUCGAUUUGAGCGGGUGGAUGGCCAAUCUGAUGUUAACAAUUGCGUUUCUCCCCGCGUCUGCCGCGUUGCUAUGCUGUGAAGCUGGUCGUGAAGACCGGGCACUCGAGCCAUGCUUCCCGGGGUCGGCGUGUUUGGCACCAGCUUGACCGCGCGUGUGAUUAUCCCUCUUCUGAAGAACGAAGGAUUCGCCGUCAAGGCUCUAUGGGGACGGACUCAGGAGGAAGCAGAGGAGCUGGCCAAGGAAAUGAACGUACCGUUUUAUACCAAUAGAAUCGACGACGUUUUGCUGCAUCAGGAUGUGGAUUUGGUGUGCAUUAACCUGCCUCCACCUUUGACGCGGCAGAUUGCUGUCAAAACAUUAGGUAUCGGUAAGAAUGUGAUCUGUGACCGCACCGCCACCCCACUGGAUGCCUUUCGCAUGAUGUCGGCCGCCCAGUACUACCCCAAGCUGCUGAGCAUCAUGGGAAACGUACUGCGCUUCCUUCCCGCCUUCGUACGCAUGAAGGAGCUAGUGGAGGAGGGCUACGUGGGAGAGCUGCUGGUCUGCGAGGCCCAGGUCCACAGCGGCAGCCUGUUGGGUAAGAAGUACAACUGGAGCUGUGACGACCUGAUGGGCGGUGGGGGACUGCACUCAGUAGGCAGCUACAUCAUUGACCUGCUCACUUUUCUCACGGGCCAGCGGGCGGCCAAGGUGCACGGCUUCCUCAAGACUUUCGUCAAGCAGACGGAGCACAUCUGCGGCAUCCGACAGAUUACCAGCGACGACUUCUGCACCUUCCAGAUGGUGCUGGAGGGCGGCGCCUGCUGCACCGUCACACUCAACUUCAACGUGCCUGGUGACUUCCGCCAGGAGGUGAUCGUGGUGGGCACGGUGGGCCGGCUGACGGUCAGCGGCACGGACCUGUACGGCCAGAAGAACACCAUGGAGGGAGGGCCGGAGCUACUUCUGAAAGACAGCACCCCCCUGGAGAAGGCCUCCCUACCGGAGAAGGCUUUCAGUGACAUCCCCUCACCCUACCUGACAGGAACCAUCCGUAUGGUGCAGGCGGUGCGGCAGGCCUUUGAGGACCAGGACGACCGGCGCACGUGGGACGAAAGGCCGCUGACUAUGGCGGCCACAUUUGAGGACUGCCUGUACGCACUUUGCGUGGUGGACACCAUCAAGAAGUCCAACCAGUGCGGCGAGUGGCAGAACAUUGAGGUGAUGAAAGAGGAGCCCGAGGUAAGCCCGGCGUACCUUAUCAGCGAGGCCAUGCGGCGCAGCAGGAUGUCGCUCUACUGCUAGCACUGGCACCAAAAUGGCUGCCUGGUGCUAGAGACUGGGGGUGAGAGAGCUGUCACUGUGCCCUCAUUGGUUCGCAACCCUAAAAAAGAUGUGAACAGUGAUGAACUCUCUCCGAUCUCAUUGUCCUCUCUUCUGCAUGAUCUAUUCUGGAUUACUACGCCGCGCAUUGUGACUCUGAGAAAGGAGAGGAAUAAAGAGCACCUCCAAAAAGAAAAAGGCGUUGCUAUGGAUGCUACAGUCAGGUCAACAGAGUGGUUUAACUGUACCUCUAGAGAGGUGAAUGUUUAAUCCCCAGGGGGCUUCGGACCCUGUCUCUGUGUAUGUCUGCUGUGUGUGAAACCAGAGAAGGAAAACGCAGAAAAAUCAAUCGUUUGUCUGGUAGGGCUUUUAGUGAGGUCCCCUCCUCCGGUUAAGUAUGCAAUAAAUCCAAUCAGAGCUCCAGGCCAGUGGAAUUAUGUCAUCCUAAGCAAAAAAAGUGUGAUGGGUCCGCACUCAUUCACACUCAGAAUUAUGUCAUCCUGCCUGAAUCAAGGGAAUGCCUUUUUUGCCUGCUUCUCGUUUUUGUAGUAACGUCCAUAUGCAAUAGACCGACACAUAAUCUGUGGAUGGUGGUGCAAUCCCAUGCUAAGCCUAGGCACAUGUCUGCUAUCCCCAUGUUUUCAAUCUCAAGGUCAUGCCUGUUGCUAAGCUAAUAUCCUUAGCUUAGCCAGCUAGGUUAGCGGUGCAUGCGCUAAGGCUUCUAACACAACAGCAACGAUGUAGAGUAAAACAGUCAGUAAUAGUGUCCCUAUGGGUUAGUGCAUGGAUGGGACACUUCCACGCAUUAAACAUUUCGAUCUGCUUGUAAAGGCUAGUGUUUUGUGACUCUUUAUAGUUUGUGUGAAUAUGUAGCUUAGGACUACUAACAGAAGGGCAAGUAGAACAUGGUCUAUUUAAGAGAAGAUCUCUGGUUUUCACCUCGUCAUUUACUCAUCACUAUCCCCAUCACUAUCCACACAGGUCACAAGAGAUGAUAGUAGUACAGUAGCAGAAAUUCACGAAGCCAAAACAUUUUUGUAUUUUAUUCAAGCUCCAUCUUAUUGUUUCCCCAGUGUUGAUUGUGUUCUCAAAUUAUGCUACUGUAUAUCUCGCCAUCUGCAUUUGCCUACUUUUCCAUAGUCUUGUAUAAGUCAAAAAAGUUAAUAUGGUUUCAAAUGUGUCAUGAUAUAAAUGUACUGUAUGUAUUUGAUUUGUUUUUAAACUAUCUGCGAAAGACAGGAACUGGAACAUGUUUUGAUACACACACUGUUCAGUAUAAAAUUAUUUAUUUUUCAUUUUGGACUGAUUCGUACUGUAUCGGGAGAAGAUGUCUAGUUCGUGGGCGACAGUUGAGGUAAGAGAGGCCUUUUAGUAUUCCGUUUCUCUGUGUGUUGGUCCAUACUGUGGGAUGUCUGAAGACAAUGACUACUUUAGUUGGAGUAUAUAGACGUUUUUUUAAUCAUGUGGUCCUAAAUUGUAAUAAAUGUUGAUAGGUGCAGCCAUUUUAAGAUUUGUAGCUAUUUAACCGUUAUCGUCUGUCCAGUCACCCAUUUUUCCCUGUAUUCAUGUUUCAUUCUAUGUGGUAUAUUGUGUUUUACAGUGGGUUUUGGAACAUUUAAUAUUUUUCUGACCAUGCUCCAGUUAGUUUGUUUGGCAUUUGUGUCGUGCAAGUUAUUUUUUUCAGUAGCUUUUCAACCAACAAGACAAUCUUCUCACAUGCUGCUGACCUUUCCCAAGUUCUGUAAAUACUAUCGCACUCUGAUUGGGUGACAUGAUGUGUUCUGCAUAGAAACAUGAUAAGAUGUCACCUGUUAUACCAUUGCAGAUCAGAAUAGCUUAUCAAUACUGUAGACUUUCCCCUUUGUCCAAUGAGGACGUUUAUACCAUAAACAUGCCUUGAUCUUUUCAAUGAAACCUGGAAAACAUUAUGCUGGAAUAAACUCUCCAAAGUUGCACACUAUGGUAUAAGAACCCCCAGUUACUUGAUGGACUUUGCCAUCUAAAGGAUGGAGACAUAGAGCAACGUCUAAAGAUGUGCUCUUUCCAACUCUCUCUGUUAGUCCCCUAUAUUCCUAAACCGGGUCUAUGGCCUAAUUUCAAACAAUGCUCCUCUAAAGCUGGACCCAGAGAACAGGAGAGGAAGUCCCCUGUUGCGGCCUUAUAGGGAGGACAUAGGAACCGUGGUUUAGUCUCCAGUCUUCCAGUCUGGAUAAAACUAUAGCUUUACAUAUAUGACAGGAAAGUAAUAAGGACUAAAUUAAAUCGAACACUUGAAGUAAACCCUUGAACACUUCACAUUUAUAACGUAUGCUGAAUCAAACAUAUUAUCAUGUAAUAUCAAUGUAGGGGAGAAAAGAUCAUUGCAAAGUAGAGAGGAGUCCCUUUAGCAGUUUGAUCCAGCACCCAUGUGUAUUUAGGCUUAAUCCUACAUCUUGCUGAGGUGCUGUAGAGCAGUGCUUCUCAAACCUCUCCUCUGGAACCCCCAAAUGUGUUCCUGAUUCACCUUGUCAAGGGGUGCGUUUCUCUGCCCAGACAUUACAAUGCCUGGAUAUGUGGUUAGCUGAUACGUAAAAUACCUAUGUUAGAGCAAUCUGGUGCCCAACGGCACUGUUGAUGAGGUGGCACGUGACCAUUGGUGGAAUGGCUGGUGGUCCCCGAGGUAAGGUUUGAGGAUCACUGCUCUGGAGGCACCGUACCAUUUUCUUCUACACUGAACAAAAAUAUAAACGCAACAUGCAACAAUUGCAAAGAUUUUACUGAGUUAUAAUUCAUAUAAGGAAAUCAGUCAAUUUAAAUAAAUUCAUCAGGCCCUAAUCUAUGGAUUUCACAUCACUGGGAAUACAGAUAUGCAUCUGUUGGUCACAGGUAUCUUUCAAAAAAGGUUGGGGUGUGGAUCAGAAAACCAGUCAGUAUCUGGUGUGACCUCCAUCAUGCAGCGCGACUCCUUCGCAUAGAGUUGAUCAGACUGUUGAUUGUGGCCUGUAGAAUGUUAUCCCACUCCUCUUCGAUGGCUGUGCGAAGUUGUUUGGUAUUGUUGGGAACUGGAAAACGCUGUCGUACACAUCGAUCCAGAGCAUCCCAAACAUGGGUGACAUGUCUGGUGAGUAUGCAGGCCAUGGAAGAACUGGGACAUUUUCAGCUUCCAGAAAUUGUAUACAGGUCUUUGCGACAUGGGGCCGUGCAUUAUCAUGCUGAAACAUGAGGUGAUGGCGGCAGAUGAAUGGCACGACAAUGGGCCUUAGGAUCUUGUCACGGUAUCUAUGUGCAUUCAAAUGGCCAUUGAUAAAAUGCAAUUGUGUUCGUUGUCCAUAGCUUAUGCCUGCCUAUACCAUAACCCCACCGCCACCAUGGGUCACUCUGUUUACCACGUUGACAUCAUCAAACCACUCGCCCACACAACGCCAUACGCUGUCUGCCAUUUGCCCAGUACAGUUGAAACCGGGAUUCAUCCGUGAAGAGCACACUUCUCCAGCGUGCCAGUGGCCAUCGAAGGUGAGCAUUUGCCCACUGAAGUCGGUCACAACGGCAAACUGCAGUCAGGUCAAGACCCUGGUGAGGACGAUGAGCAUGCAGAUGAGCUUCCCUGAGACGGUUUCUGACAGUUUGUGCAGAAAUCCUUCGGUUGUGCAAACCCACAGUUUCACCAGCUGUCAGGGUGUCUGGUCUCAGACGAUCCCGCAGGUGAAGAAAACAAAUAUGGAGGUUCUGGGCUGGUGUGGUUACACGUGGUCUGCGGUUGUGAGGCCGGUUGGACGUACUGCCAAAUUCUCUAAAACGACGUUGGAGGCGGCUUAUGGUAGAGAAAUUAACAUUACAGUCUCUGGCAAUAGCUCUAGUGGACAAUCCCACUCUCAGCAUGCCAAUUGCACGCUCCCUCAAAACUUGAGACAUCUGUGACAAAACUGCACAUUUUAGAGUGGCCUUUUAUUGUCCCCAGCACAAGUUGCACCUGUGUAAUGACCAUGCUGUUUAAUCAGCUUAUUGAUAUGCCACACCUGUCAGGUGGAUGGAUUAGCUUGUCAAAGGAGAAAUGCUCACGAACACCGAUGUCAACAAAUGUGUGCACAACAUUUGAGAGAAAUAAGCUUUUUGUGCAUAUGGAACAUUUCUAGGAUGUUUUAUUUCAGCUCAUUAAACAUGGGACCAACACUUUACAUUUUGCGUUUUAUAUUUCUGUUCAGUGUAAAUAUCCAGGCCAGUUGAUGUAAAAUAUUUAAGUUGUUGAAUAUUUAAUGUCUGAAAUUAUAAGAUUUAAUCCAUCUGAUGUGUGCUGACUGAUUUAUAGAUUUGAAUUUAAUCCAGGGGUGUCAAACUCAUUCCACGGAGGGACUAGGGUCUAGUCUGACUAGGGUCUAGUCUGCCGGUUCUGUUUUUUCCUUUCAAUUAAGCCCUAGACAACCAGGUGUGGGGAGAUCCUUACUAUUUACUUAAUUCAUCAGUCAAGUUCAAGGAAGGAGCGAAACCCGCAGACUCGGCCCUCCUUGGAAUGAGUUUGACACCCGUGAUUUCAUUUCUUUAUGCCAAUUAUUAUUUUAUUUUUAUAAAGUGUAUGUUUCAGGUCACAGCUAAUAUUGGUUACGUUUUAUGAUAAAAUGGAUAUGGAUUUGAAUGGACAACUGCUGUAUUACCGUCAAAGCUGCAACACCUGGAGUAUUACUACUGCGGUCAAUACAACUGGAAAACGUGUAUCACUGUACCCGAAGGUAUUACCCUUAUAGCACUGUAGGGGUGCCAUUCUCUGAGACACUGUAGUCACUGUCUGUCUAGUAUGGAGAAAAAAAAGAGCAGUCACAUUACUUAUUGUCAUUGCUCACUUCGCUUGUGGGUUCUUACGAUCCAGCUCUUGGCUUCAAAAAAUAACAAAACUUGAAACACGGGGGAGAUGUUACAGUGUGUGUGUGCUUUUUCUGUGUUGUUUGCUGAAAUGUAUAUAUUUUAGAUCUCCUUGCUGUGCCAGCAUUUACAAACACUUGAGGAGAUUGGGGCUUCCUGCUUCAAUAUAGCUAGUAAUCUAGCUAUGUGUGAUAGAUUUGGGAAACAAAGACUCAAAUGUGGUUUGGCCACCUGACUCUGCAAUUCCCCUCCCCCUCUCCCUGCCCUCGUUGCCCUAAGGGGGUCACUCUGUUCAUAAUGAGAGAAGCAACCUCAAAGAGGUGCUUCUUGUGCACCCUCAGUUUGUCACCUAGCAACCACUGAGGCAGCCACUGUGCCAACUCAGCCCAUCUUGGAUUUUUUUCUCUCCACUCAUUCUCUCUCCUGUUCCUGUCUCUGUUUCUCUGUCUGUGGUUUGUGUUUCACUGACACACUUUCUUCCUCUCUCAACAUUUCUCUUCUUCACUCUCUUUUAUUCUCUGUCUCUCUAGAGAGAGCCAGGUCACAGCCUGGAGGACAAACUCACUCGGUGCUUCUGCAGACCACGGCUACCUUAGCAUUUAGUUCACCAUUCUGAUUAAAGAGCCUCUUAUAUUUAAGCUGUAAGAGGAAAUAUGACAUUGAUAGAUUUCCCCCACAUUUCACCUACCAUACAAAGUGUCCUUUGUCAUUCAUUAUGUCACAGACAAAGCAACCACUGGGCAAGGAAGCUUACAUUAAGCCUGCUUAUUUUGAUGAAAACAUUAUUGUUGUAAUUGUAUUAUGAUGAUGACGAUGAUGGUCAUUUGAUAUGUUAUGUCUUAUCUCAAUAUAGACAUGAUGGCAAUAGUCAGUAAAGCAAAUGACUACUGCUGUUAGUUGGGUGACUGUUUCCCUUCAUACUAAGGAAACCCUAAACUCUACUCCUACUUGCCCUAGUGUCCAUUUUCUUGACUCCAGGCUGGAGUAGCCAAUCAGGCAGUAGCCAAUCUGGUAGUCCCAGGCCCCUUUUGUUUACUGUGCUCAUUAGGUCAGAAGUGGUAACUAUGGUGACCGCUGAAAAGGGUGACAUACACACAGGAACCCUCCCCAACAGGUUAGUAAAUGCUGGUAAUCACAGUUGCUGUACCGUUCAAUUGCUUAGUUCAUGUUGAAGGAAAUGUCCAUCUUGAUGAUGUAAUGACGCUUGUUGACUAUUUAUUAUACUAUAUGUAUAUCGUGGACGCAUGGACCUUUGUAAAUAUUUUGAACCAAUAGGCUCAUAUUAAUCCGUCUUAAACUAGAGAAUGUACUGUAGGAAUAUAUUUAUAUUUUCUAUAUAUCAGAAAAUGACAGUUGUGAUUUGGGAGUUGGGUUGAGAAGAGGCGGUGGGUGUCACAUUAAGAACGGUCCUCGUUUCUCUCUUUGUGGAAUAUGGAAAGGCAUGAUCAUGUGCAUCUGUUAAUGGAGUCUUCAUUCAUUCCUUGGGCUGGCUCUGUGAACCCUUUGUCAGUGUUCUUCUGUUUGAUCUCCCCCCCUCCAGUGCUCUGCAUCGCUAUUGUGUAUGUGCGCAUGUUAAUAGUAAGCGAAGGUGUGUGAGUGUGUUGCUAGGGGGGGUAAAUGUGUCUUCUUCUGAACACAUCACCCUGGUGUUCAUGAAAGCCUGCAACAUGGUUUACCGCUUUAAAACUUGUCCGAUGCUGCAGUUUCUAGGGAUAAAAAAAAUAGAUACCUACCUA
Salvelinus fontinalis (brook trout) is the source of this 8588-nucleotide messenger RNA. RefSeq names its product glucose-fructose oxidoreductase domain containing 1 (gene gfod1). The coding region runs from base 826 to 2001 and encodes 391 amino acids. The transcript has 2 exons. Lineage: Eukaryota; Metazoa; Chordata; Actinopteri; Salmoniformes; Salmonidae. Gene Ontology annotation, molecular function: nucleotide binding. The record is from RefSeq and is a predicted model, not a curated record.